GCUGACUCCACUCCCAAAGUUUCCAACUGCAAAGUUUGCUCCUCCAGCUGCCGCGGGCGAAGGAAGCUUAGGGACCCCUCCCGCGCUGGGACUUUUGCUCCCCGCAUUCCAGCCCCCACGUUCGCGCUCUGCCAGGAGAGGCCUGUGUCUGCAGAUUUUUCAUCUUCCCUCAGCACAGAAACGAGCUGCUCGACCCCCAAGGGAGCAAGUUAAGGAAGAAGAUGUGGAAGGUGCCAGUUUUGCUGUUGGUUUUGGGAAGAGCAUCGGGAAUUCUGGCAGGAGCCAUCACGGUCCUGCCGGAAGAUGACAUCACGACUCCAGGUGUGGAAGAUGUCCUGGUGACCCGAGGUGUGGAAGAUGACGUGGUGACCCCACAUGCCAGUAAAGAGCCCUAUUGGUCUACUGGCUUGACAGCUGUGGUGCCCACAAGUACAAAGAGCACAGCCAUUUAUAGAGAUGAUCAGUCAACUCCAGAAAGUACAGUCCAUGCCCGAGAAGAGAGCCAGAGCACCACAACCUCGUAUGUGGCCACGAGUCACUCCAUGGAGGACACACAGACAACAGUUGAGAAAGAUGGCUUGGCGACAGGGACCCUGGCUGGAAUCAUAGUUGGAGUCUUACUAGCCGUUGGAUUCAUUGGUGGGAUCAUCACUGUGGUUGUACGGAAAAUGUCAGGAAGGUACUCGCCCUAAAGAGCUGAAGAAUUGUGCCCUUCCGCCAACAUGUUAAAAGAGAGAGUGUCCCACCGCCCCCAUCCCUGAGCACGUGGGAGAAGAUGACCCAUGGAAAUGGCUGGCCACCCCACUCAAAGUCCAUGGUGAUCCCUCCACUUCCCAGAAGUAACCGACGGAAACACAAGUCACCAGACUUGUUCUUCUAGCGUUUGUCUUUUGAGAAUUUUUUAAAAAUAUGCAUCUUGUAAAAGAUGAUUUAAAAGACAAAAAUGCAUAGAAAAUGGAGCAAAACUAUGUAAAUUGAUUUGUAACUAAGGUAGAUAAUGUAAUUCCAUCGAUGUUAGAAACUGUAAUCACGUCUUGGUUCUGACCAGUCUCUGUUAUUGUUAAAAUGCAAAGGACCCUGAAAAAUAUUUAUGCCAGUGGAGUGCUUGGGUCUAGCACUGUCAGUUAAGUGGCAGAAGCAUUUUGUAAUUUCUGAUCUGUUGAAAUGUACACAUUCCAGUCUAGUUUGGCCGACUUUUAAAGCCUGACUUGGUGUGAAUAAUCAAGUAGGAAACCUAAACCUGGGUAAUUUGUAAUAAGCAACUGCCUUUCACUGCCAGAUAAAUAAUUUCCAAGGCAUCUACUUUAGAUCAUAAACAGGAAGUCCAUACUUUAGAGAAGCCAUUUUGCUUCUCACAACAAGGCCACCCAGGCAGCCUGCAGGCUUGCUUUACCGUCCUCUCCAGUGAUGAUUUGAUGACUCAAAGGUUUGCUCCUACUUGCCCCCUCCACUUCCCUCAGAUGAUGGAGAGCCAGAGCUAAAGGGAUGGCCUUUCAUUCUCAUGAUGCAACUCCUUCAGGUUGGCUGCGUUGUUCUGGAAUACAGAGAUCUCAGCCCUGAUGAUGGCCAAAGAGGCUGAGGGGGUCCAGUGGUGCCAGAGGCUCAAGUGUUCCAGAAAUCAACAACCCUGGUAGUCCCCAAACAGAAAGAAACCCUGUGUAUGCCUCCGGCAUGGGGCAUGGAAACUGCCAGCUUCCUAACAUUAAUUUUAUGCCUCAGAGGAAAGAUUUGGGAAGCAAAAAUAAUCUUGUAAAAUAAUAAUUUUUAAAAAGCAGCUGGACUUAAAAAUAGAAGAUAUUCCCCAUCUUCAUGAUAUACCACAUGUUUCUGUGGGGUCGUAAUUGAGAGGAUCAAAAUAAAGAAGCCUAAGCUGCCAUUCUGUGUUGGCACCAUCCAACUCAGUACAUUUCUUCCCAGAGGUCAACGGAAUGGAUUUCCCUAAACGAAAAGUUUUUAUACCGAGCAGAUGCUCUGUGGUGACUGAUCGUGCAGUUCUGACAUCCUCUAAACCAGGGGUGUCCAAACUUGUUUCAACGUUUUUCACCAAGGGCCCUAUGCGGUAAAAUACACAAACAGCCGGGCCACUCACUCGAGGUGAAGUACGUAUUGCCUCACCUGGUUUAUU
Molecule: messenger RNA, 2125 nt
Organism: Rhinolophus ferrumequinum (greater horseshoe bat)
Lineage: Eukaryota; Metazoa; Chordata; Mammalia; Chiroptera; Rhinolophidae
Gene: PDPN
Product: podoplanin
Exons: 6
Coding region: 222-692 (156 amino acids)
Biological process (GO): lung development; cell morphogenesis; regulation of myofibroblast contraction
Cellular component (GO): basolateral plasma membrane; filopodium; apical plasma membrane
Molecular function (GO): chemokine binding; signaling receptor binding; protein-folding chaperone binding
Source: RefSeq, a predicted model, not a curated record